AUGGCGAGGAUGCAAAAUGAAAGAAAUUUACAAGUAACAUUUUCAAAACGACGCGAUGGAGUCUUUAAAAAAGCAACAGAGCUCUCCACUUUGUGUGGUGCUGAUGUUGUUGUUGUAGUUUUUUCUCUUAGCAAAAAACCAUACUCAUGUGGACACCCUUCCGUUGAGUCUAUUAUGAAUAGAUUUUUGGUAGAAAAUCCUCCGACUGAUAUUGAUGCUCCUAACCCCAUCGUUAUUGCUCAUCAAAAUGCUAAUACUGAUGAGAUCAAUACGAAGCUAAACAGAUUGGAGAUUCCAUUCGAAAGAGAAAAAAAAUAUGGAGAAGCUCUUCAAUCAUCGAGGAAAGAACUUCCAAUUGAAAAACUCAGUUCCUUUGACUUUAAAAAUCUGUGCAAGGCCUUGGAAGUUGCAGAUGAAGCAAUUGAAAGAGUACUGAGCAUAAAAAAAGAGUGUGGUUUUGAAUUUCCAUAUCAAACCAUUGGAAGUGCAUUUACUCCUCUAAGAGUUACAAAACAUUCUUCGUCUGAUUCCUAUGAAAGGCCAUCUGGAUCCAAUGAAUAG
Molecule: messenger RNA, 561 nt
Organism: Solanum tuberosum (potato)
Lineage: Eukaryota; Viridiplantae; Streptophyta; Magnoliopsida; Solanales; Solanaceae
Product: agamous-like MADS-box protein AGL61
Exons: 1
Coding region: 1-561 (186 amino acids)
Biological process (GO): regulation of transcription by RNA polymerase II
Molecular function (GO): RNA polymerase II cis-regulatory region sequence-specific DNA binding; protein dimerization activity; DNA-binding transcription factor activity, RNA polymerase II-specific
Source: RefSeq, a predicted model, not a curated record